Messenger RNA from Priapulus caudatus, 941 nucleotides. RefSeq names its product ALX homeobox protein 1-like. Gene Ontology annotation, molecular function: RNA polymerase II transcription regulatory region sequence-specific DNA binding; DNA-binding transcription factor activity, RNA polymerase II-specific. Bases 300 to 941 code for a protein of 213 amino acids. The record is from RefSeq and is a predicted model, not a curated record. Gene Ontology annotation, biological process: regulation of transcription by RNA polymerase II. The transcript is spliced from 2 exons. NCBI's taxonomy places the organism in Eukaryota, Metazoa, Priapulida, Priapulimorpha, Priapulimorphida, Priapulidae.
AUAGAUUGUAACGUGUCAUACAAGUGGCAGGACUGCAACGUGUCAUAGAUUGUAACGUGUCAUACAAGUAGCAGGACUGCAACGUGUCAUACAUUGUAACGUGUCAUACAAGGGACAGGACUGUUACAGUGUCACACGCAGUGACGGGACUGUUACAUGUCACAUACACGGCGACAACAUUUAAACGUGUCACACAUCGAAGCGCGCGCCAUACCGUGACGAAGACGCUACCAUUUACUUAGUGUCAACCAGCGUAACUUCUCCCGCGCACCGUGAUCUGCUGCACAACCGCACGUCGCAUGCUCGCCGUCAUGUCCGAAACGGAACUCUACGUCGACUCGCCGUCCUACGACGAACUGUACGCCGUCCGAGAGAGCAAGUUCAAGGCCAGUCCGGCGUCGGCGGCGGCGACGGCGGCGGCCGCAGCCGGCAUCUACCUGUCGCGUGGGGAGACGGGCAUCGUGUCGCAGCAUGGCAUCGACCACAUACUCGGCAACCAGCUGAAGAUGGUGCAAAACGCAGCGGACAACCGCCGCAGCGAACUGCACUCCGACCCGAUGACGAGCGACGAUGACGAUAGAUCGAGCCUCAACCGCUCGCGCUGCUCCUCCUCGGAGCCGUUGCCGGAGCAACGCGACGCGCGCUCCGACUCUCCCGCCGCCUCCGCCUCAGCCUCCGCCGCCUCCGAUCAUCUCAACUCGGAGCCGAAGUCUCCCGUCGGCAAGGGCGGCGACGACGACUCCGCCGCGAAGCGGAAGAAGCGCCGGAACCGGACGACGUUCACGAGUUUUCAGCUGGAGGAGAUGGAGAGGAUCUUCCAGAAGACGCACUAUCCGGACGUCUACACUCGCGAGCAGCUGGCGCUGCGGGCAAACCUGACCGAGGCAAGAGUGCAGGUAAGAAGUACACACACACACACGAGUCACGUCGGCAUGUGCUAG